Molecule: messenger RNA, 1744 nt
Organism: Microcebus murinus (gray mouse lemur)
Lineage: Eukaryota; Metazoa; Chordata; Mammalia; Primates; Cheirogaleidae
Product: histone H3.1
Cellular component (GO): nucleosome
Molecular function (GO): DNA binding; structural constituent of chromatin; protein heterodimerization activity
Source: RefSeq, a predicted model, not a curated record
CAGAAAAUAACUAUCUUGGAUCUUAACGGAGUCAUUCUUCACCAAAGGCUCUUUUCAGAGCCACCCAUUUAUUCAUUAAAAGGGCUUGCAUUUUCCGUACUUAAGUUGCUAGUUUAUAACAUAGAAGUAGAUGUCUACUAAAAUAGAAACGUGAGGUUUACAGUCCAUGUUAAGGUUGCCAUAAUAAAUUUAAGCAAAUUAAGCGACGUUGGGGAGAAAGCUUGCACUAACAGGUAAUUUAAAUACAUUAGCAGUCAGUCCUUCGGUUUACAAACCUGUUAAAAGGUGGUAGAAAUACUGGUAGGCAUAGUGCUUAAUAAGUAGAAUAUCCAAAUCUAAUAAAGCAGUAAGACCACGCUUUGUGUUAUCUGCAUCUUAAAGGGAUCACUUGCAAGCUAUAAAGGUUUUUGGAUUUGUGGGUUUUUUUGCUUUUCACAAGCCAAUUCUGGCUCUAUUGAGCUGUCCCUAAUCAAUUUUAAGUAGGAAAUCAAAACCAUUCCCUGAGCUCAGAUGGUUCUAUGGCAGAACUUUUAAAGGUGUUUGGCGUCACUUUGAAAGGGCACACAGCAAUUUUUUAUACCAUUUAUAUAUUUGGCUAUUUCAUAACACCAUUUUACACAAACUUCAGUUUAACUUCUAAAAGGUAGAAGGAUGCUUUUUUGUAUUUUAAUGAAACUUAAUUUAGUAUCAGUUUUGGAACUGUUACUAGAGUUAAUAGUCAUGGUGCAUUUGGGGCAAAUCUGUGUUAAAUCUAAAAGUUUAAGUAGGCAAGUCAAGGUAGUGUGGUGAAAUUAGCCUUUCAGAACUUAAGUGGGGGCGGGCGUGGGAGACGGCCAAUCACAUCUAGCGCGCGCCUUUUUAAAAAGUUGAUCAAAAGCAAAUUUCAGGCGCCAAAAUUUUUAUAUAUAUAUACAUAUGCAGCAUGUAAAAUACAUCAUCCUAAUAAUUAGAUAACAUUCUAAAUAUCAAGCAACAUUUUAAAUAAAAAGGAUUAAAGAAGCGACAGACGAGUAAAGUUGAAACACCCAGGAAUUAAAAGGGAGGAUCGAGGAAGAUUCCGAUACUUGAUGUAAAUGCAGAGGAGUUUCCUGUGAUCAGUGAACGUCACCAACCAAUACCUUCGUUGGGAACUGCAGAGGAAAGACUGCUUUGUCCAAUCAGAACAGGAUUCUCUUUAUAUAUACAGAUAGCAAAGGGAAUACUUUCGUUUUCCCGUCAGCUAUCUGUUUUCUAAAAUUUGUGAUGGCUCGCACGAAGCAGACAGCCCGCAAGUCCACCGGCGGGAAGGCGCCGCGCAAGCAGCUCGCCACCAAGGCGGCCCGCAAGAGCGCGCCGGCCACCGGCGGCGUGAAGAAGCCCCACCGCUACCGGCCUGGCACCGUGGCCCUGCGCGAGAUCCGCCGCUACCAGAAGUCUACAGAGCUGCUGAUCCGCAAACUGCCAUUCCAGCGCUUGGUGCGUGAGAUCGCGCAGGAUUUCAAGACCGACCUACGUUUCCAGAGCUCGGCAGUGAUGGCGCUGCAGGAGGCCUGCGAGGCCUACCUGGUGGGGCUCUUUGAGGACACCAACCUGUGCGCCAUCCACGCCAAGCGCGUCACCAUCAUGCCCAAGGACAUCCAGCUCGCUCGCCGAAUUCGUGGGGAGAGGGCGUAAAUUGCUCAUGUAUUCCUAAUCUCAAAGAGGCUUUGACAUAUUGUAGUUGAUUAUAUACAGCACCAACAAAGGAAGAACUUUUACUUCUAAC